AAGCCUUGCCAUGAGUUCAUCCACCUGCAAAGUUAAAGAGAAAUGGGAAUAAGAAGCAAAAGUGCACAACUUCAGAAGGCAUGGAACAGUAUGGACACUUCUCAUGUGCUCAUUUUAAAGAAUAUUUGAUGCCGCAUAUAUUUGCUUUUGGAUGAGUAUAAGAAGAAGAAGACUUUGCUCAAUUUUCACUUGAUGUGCUUAAUAUUGUUACAUUUGGAACUGUGAAUAUGGUCAUCCUUCCUUUCUUGAGGACAAUCUGCGUUGCAAGAAGUCUUUGGUUAUAGAUCUGAGGAAACCUGAGCAGCUGCAUACAAUCCCAUAAAGAGACAGCUUUAUUGUCUGCUCUGUGAUGAAACUGAAACUCAGUCAAUCAAUUGCACAUAUCCCUCACUGUUAUUAUAGACAUCUACUAAAGGAGAAGUCAUUUUCCUUGUUGAUGCACUACCACAACUAGGCUUUCAUAAAAUCAAACUACCUGCAGAGUCUGUGGAUGUUGGGGGAGCGAAAGGGACAAGAGAAAUGGUGAGCAAAGAGCCCAACCACCUGCUCACAGGCCACACCAACGGCAAGAGCAGCCUGGCGGACAAGUUGCCUGGGACAAUGACUGUACGCUCAGUGCUGCUCAAUCGGGACUCCCCAGAUAUUGAGAGUCGCCUCAAGAGGCGCCGCAAUCGUACCCACCAGGUCCGCUUUAAAGACCUGGAGGAUGGCAGCAGCAGCAGCGGCAACAGUGGAACAGGAGAAAACAAUAGCCAUCCAAGGCCUGCCACAGACUGUGACAGCCCACAUCCUCUCCGUAAACACAGCAGCAGAUCCCCGCUGCCAUGGUCUGACAGGGAUGGGCCACAGACUGACGGUCUACCUGGUCAAACCUCCGUGGUGGGGGCUGUCCGCGGGGACAUGGCAAGUACUAUAGAAGUGGUGGCUGCGUUCUUAGCCAGGGCCCCUCCACAUCCACUGACACCGGGUCCUGCACGUCGAUGCUGGGCUCCACCACAGACUAACUCCUUAACCUUGCCAAUGACACGCAAGCCCAGUACAAGCACCAGCACAGCCAUUCAGACCUCCCCAUGCCUGAGGAAGCCCCAGUCCAUCUCUUCCACCCAAACACGUAGCCACAGCCUCGGGGACUCAGUGGGUGUAGAUGGGGAUGACGAACAUGACUCUCAAGAUGAGUAUCUCACACACAACCAUGUGUUGCUGUCUGGAUCCAGGGACCAGAACGGUCCUCCUGGGCCUGUUGAUCGAAUUGUUGUUGAACGGAGGUCUAAAGCCUCCAGGACAGACAUUAAAUCAGCUGUUAGUAUGGUGAAAAACUCAAGGCACAGCUGUCCCCCUUCAGUCUUUCACAGCACUGAGCCAUGUCACUGUUCCUCUGUGACUUUCCGUGAUGUGUCUAAGCGACAGGGAAGCAGCACUCCCUCGGUGGUCAGGAGGAGAAAGCGGCUAAAUCGGACAACAAGCGAUCCUGGAAAGGAGGUGCACUACAGCACCAUACCCACUCAGACUGAAAGCCCCAGUCCGUCUCCUUCACUCUCAAAUGCCAAACUCUGCACGACUCAAGUUCAAACUGAGACCCCGUCCUCACCUCAAAAUUCCAAGUAUUGCACCGCCCAAAGUCAAACUGAGAGUAAACAUCAGUCCCCACCUUUGAGUGACAAACAAUGCACAACCCAAAAUCAAAUCAGAAACACUUGUCUGGCCCUACCUCCCAAUGUUGAACAGUGCACCACUCAAAUACAAGCAGACUCUCCCUGUCACUCAUUGCCAAAUAAUCAACCCUCCACUAUCCAGACACAAACUCACAGGCCCUGUGCUUCUCCACCUCCAACUGUAUCACCAAGCUCAGUCCAAAUUCAAUCUGAGAGUCCUGUAUCUCCAACCGUGACUCAAGACACUCCCACAACCCAAACAACUACUGUGCCUUACUCUACCUCUUCCCCGCCUACAGGUGCAGCAACACAGACUCCAGGACACCAGGUCAUGCCACCUUGCUCCACUCCUGCCAAUCCAGUUUGCACGACCCCAACUCUGCCCAUAGCACUGUCAGUCCCUUGCACCACUUCUACACCUACUAUUAUCCAAAACUCUAUCUCCUAUUGUACUGUUGUGUCAACAACAACAACACCCAGCACAGCUGUUGUUUGCUCCAGUCCUUCCUCAACUGCACCACCAUGCCCCACUGAAAACUGCACCUCUCCUAUCUCAAUCAUAGUAUCAUCCACUCCCUUAACCGGUUCUACCCCUACCCCAACCACAACUGAGAAUAUGACUCCCAUUGACCCCACCAGGCAUCUAACAACUACCCCAAACGUAACACAUCAAGCACCACACAAUGCAUCAUACACUACAUCUCCAACAAAUCUAACACCUUGUACAUUUGUAACCCAAACUGCCCUGUCUUGUACUUCCAUAUCAUAUUACACUACCACACAUUCAAUUGGUCCCCAUACCCCUCACUCGAAUUCUACUUUACCAUCUUAUGCGACUCUCAUACAAACUGUAUCUCAUUGUAAAAUACCAUGCCAAGCUCUGCAAAAGACUAUCUCUGUCAACACAGGCAUAACCCCCUACUCCUCCCCUGUCCCAUACUUAAAAUCUUGCACUUCUCCACCUCCACUCUCCGCAUCCACUCUUCCAAAUACGCAAACGUGUGCAACACCAACUAAAGCCGUUCCUCUGUACUCUUCCACAUUUCGUGCUGCACCACCAUACACACCCCCUUCUAAGGCCCCCAACAAUGCUCAGGAUAAGCGGGGCAUUCGACUUCCACCUCCUCCCCCACCACCUCCACCCUACACGCCUCGUAAAAAAGGAAACGAUCCACCAGGUCCUGCAAUUCGAACACCCGUGCUCAGGGCAGACAGCAAGGCAAAUGUGAAAGAUAAAGACAGUGAGAAGGAGACAAAGGAGGAAAAAAAACAUACAGACUCACCCAAGCUCUGUGAACAAGCCAGCUCUCUGAACCACAGCGCUCAAACCCCGUCAGUUGGUGUGAUGAAGGGGGAGAAGCAGUCCCCCUCAUCUUCUCCUGCCAAGGCCUGUUUUAAGCCCAGCUGUCUCAGCUCAGCCCAGGCUCAGCUUGGGGCACUACACAAAAUGCUCUGCUCAGGAGCCAACGCCAGGCCCAACACUCCCAACAGCCAGCACCCUCUCCCUCCAAACCAGCAGGGUUGCUCUGGAGCCAGGGGCUGCUCUGCUUCUAGGGGGCAGUCUACAGCUGGGCCCCUGACUGCCACCCAGGCUGACACACUGAGACAGGUCCAGGAAAUUCUGGGAGGGUUGGUGUCUGGGGCCAGGUGUAAAUUGGACCCGUCCAGAGUGGCAGAAAGGCUCCUGGGUCCCAAUGGACCCCUGCAUGAUAUUCGUAGCUUGCAGAACCAGCUCCAGAGCUUGGAGGGGGUCCUGGAGACCAGCCAGAACACCAUUAAGGUCCUGCUGGAUGUAAUUCAAGACCUUGAGAAGAAGGAAGCUGAGAGAGAUGGAAGACAUUCCUACAGGACUGGACAGGACAUUGAGAACUGUGGGACCUGCAGGGACUGUGCCUGCAUCAUCUACAGCGUAGAGCAUGACUUUCGCCUGCAGGAAGGGCAGGUCGUUCGCACAUGGAAGGUGGGCGACCCUCCAGAGGGCUCACCGGAGCCCUCCACUCCCCAGCCAGCCACACCCCUCCAUCAAGACUCCCCUCAGCCGGUGCGACCCCCUGCCACCACCAAGAAGAACAGGAAGAAAUGCUUCUGGUUCCUCUGAGUGCUGGAGAAUGAAGCAAGAGAUAUUUUGAUACUCUUAUGCACUGCGUACCCGGUACUCCACUGCAUAUGCGGGGAAUAUAUAUAUAUAUAUAUAUAUAUAUAUAUGAACUAUGGUGGUUUGAUUGAAAAACAAGAGUGGAAAGAACUGGGGAAUUUAAAUUCAAACAUAAAACUGUGAGAGGAGAAAAACAUUACAAAGUUUAUGAUUUCUGCUGUUGCUGUUGGAGUUGAUGGGAAUGGUUCGACUGGAGCGCACAUGAGGUUACUGCUUUUAAAAUGCCUCUUCAGCACUUACAGGUUUGAUAUUGGUGCAGGGAAGUAGAAGUGCUGAAGUCAAAUAAAAGCAAAAGUUCAGAAUCACAGUUAGGAAGCAAUUAGGUGAUGUAAAGAGAGUAUACAACGGGUGGAUAGGGGCAAGGGGCACAGUUCAACGGGCAAUACAGCAGAGAGGAUAGAGAAUAUUUAUAAAGAUGACAUGUUAGAGUUUAUAGGCAAAAAGGGAAAAGGAAAGAGAGGAAGAAUUUAUCUCAUAAAUAGACUUUAUCAAUCAGUCAGAACACCAGCUUUUGUAUCCAGAGACAUUUAAGAAGAAUUAUUAUGGACUGUAUUUAAAAGUUUUAAUAUACUGUAAUUGAUGAAAUCCUGGUACACGUGUCUACAUGAACAUACAUGAACAUAUACUUAAACAAAUGAACUGACACAUUCACAUGCAAAGCAAAUAUAAAAUGAGAAAACUGGUGAAUUACAGUUCUGUACAUAUCAGAGCUAUUCUGCUUGGAUGCUAUAUUUCAGAUAUGGAUUACUGCUCUAUAAAAGUAUUUUACCACA
Scophthalmus maximus (turbot) is the source of this 4580-nucleotide messenger RNA. Its product is annotated as mucin-5AC. Gene Ontology annotation, biological process: inhibitory postsynaptic potential. Bases 520 to 3750 code for a protein of 1076 amino acids. Lineage: Eukaryota; Metazoa; Chordata; Actinopteri; Pleuronectiformes; Scophthalmidae. The transcript is spliced from 3 exons. Gene Ontology annotation, cellular component: postsynaptic density. The record is from RefSeq and is a predicted model, not a curated record.